ACGGCUCUGGUGGUCAAAAACAAGAAAAAGCUGACGUUAGCUGCCUUUCAAGAUGGUAACGUUAGGCAGCAAGUUAUAUCUUCGUUUGAAUGUAUAACUUAGCUAGCUAAGGACAUCCAAACAGAUAACGUUAUAAGAUAGGGAAGAGUGUAACAAAAGUCAACGUUACACGGCCGUCGGAGUGAUAAGAGGAGGGCAACUUUUCCCCGGAAAGGUGAAGGGAAUUUGUUUUAAUUUGGUUGGUUAACGCUAGCUAGCUAACGUUAGCGUGAUAAGUUAGCUAACGGUAGCCAACAACAGUCGCAAGACUCCUUCCUGGACUUGUCGAAGUUGCAAAGCUAGCCAGCUAGCUGAAAAACCAUCAGGAUAAGCUCUUUCUUAGCUAGCUAACGAACGUUAGAAAGCCAUUUUCUUUUGUGUUUCGCAUUAGCUACACUGUUCCUCGUUCGGUCUUUGUAGACCUUCCUAGGUUCAAAUCAUGGCGUGUGGAGCGACCCUGAAAAGGACCAUGGAUUUUGAUCCAUUGAUGAGUCCGACGUCCCCUAAAAGGAGAAGAUGUAUUCCGGUGUCCCCAUCAUCCUCCUCAUCACCACGGAAAUACCUUCGCAUGGAGCCGUCACCAUUUGGAGAAGUGUCAUCCAGACUAUCAGCUGAGCAAAUUCUGAACAACAUCAAGCAGGAGUACAAACGCAUUCAGAAGAGAAAGCACAUAGAUGGAGUUUACCAACAGACAGAGGGUUGCUACUCGCCAGAGUCUCCACCCCAUCUUAGUGGAUCCAGUAUGCCAGGCACAUCUGCUGGAGGUUCUUCUCCAUCAAAGAAAGAACAGCCCUUAUUUACUCUUAGACAAGUUGGAAUGAUUUGUGAACGUCUACUGAAGGAGCGUGAAGACAAAGUGCGGGAGGAAUAUGAGGAGACCAUGACUUCCAAGUUGGCAGAACAAUAUGACACUUUUGUGAAGUUUACACAUGACCAGUUGAUGCGAAGAUUUGGAGAGCAACCUGCAAGCUAUGUUUCCUGAGAGACCGACUUUGCCAGGCGACCUUCUCUUGCUGGAAGUUAGAGUUUAAAUCUUUGGAAAUCCAUGCAAGUGAUUGGUUUAAUGAAACGUCUUACUGUGCCAUAUUUCUCCUUUGGGCAAAGGUUUAUCUAAGCCGUUGUCAGUGGUAAUCUCUCUCUCUCACGUAAGCAACUAUGUGCUUCCUAAUGUAAUUAUAUGGACCCCCUCUACCAGUGGCCUACAUUUCUCCUGCUGUACCUGUAUCGAUAAGUUGUCACUCACUUUUAUAAAGACAUCUGGCAUUCCAGACUUUAUUCACCGUUUUAUUUCUUUGUUACACAUGUAUAUAUGAUAAAGGAAUGUAGACAAAGGUUUGCUGGUCAAUCUAUUAGCAAGUGGAAGGUACGGUUUGGAGAAGAUAAUUUGCAAUACCCCAGAGCCUUUUUGUAUGGGACUUUACAAAGACUAACUUCAAUUCAUUAGAUUUUUUCCGCUUUCAAAAUGUUAUUUAUUUCAUUGACUGUUUUGCUUUCAAACCUAUGUACUUAGUAGAAGGGGAAAAAACAAUAAAAUGUUAAGUUUCAUGUCGUCACAACAGGGUAAUGCUUUAAUUAACUGAAGUACUAUCUAAUAUUUAAAUUGUAAAUAGCUAAUAAUGUAAUCAAGUAGAUAUACCGAUGAUAUCAGGUUCUGUCAACCCAGUCGCUUGUGUUCCACCACAGCUCCCUGCCUCCACUAUGGAGUUACCAAGUCAAAGGCACUUGUCAAUCUCAUUCCACAGGAUUUUGCUCCUCCACCCUUGUACUUGAUCGGUGAAUUAAGGUCAGUAAUUAGUAGGAACUCCCCUCCCCUGGUUGUCUAGGUCUUAAUUGGAAAAACCAAAAACCCACACUCACACAGGAUAUGAGCAGAUCCCUUAUCUGAAAAUCGAGGCAUAUGUGGAACAGGCGAGACAGUUGGUGCCAUGCUCUACAAUUACAUUCCUAACAUGAGGUAUUAUUUCAAUGGCAACCUUGAUAAACAAAAUGUUCAAACCGGUUUCCUCAGAGGGUAUUUAGGUAGAGAAGACGUUAGAACGUGGAGACACCUCAGAAUGGGGUAGUAGUUCUUAUGGUAUUUGCGAAGAACUUUCAGUAGUUUCUGACACACUUCCUAAAAAGAGUAGCAGGACACACAAUCAAUACAUUACGGUAAGCUCAUAAUUCAGUCUUGUCAAUAUAAGGUUCAGAACCUCUCAACAGCACUCAAUAUUUACCUUCACAUGGUCAUCACUGGUCAACAGCUCCAUUUGCUCCUGGGGAGCCUGCUUCUCUACGUACCUGGGGGAAAGGGUGUGAGGUAAACACCAAGCAUCACAACAAGUUUUAAACAGACGAACCACACAACAUUUAAAUAAUGUUACUCAACCAUCAUAUGGGUAGAAGUGUGUGUGUGUGUGUUGGAGACUUGUGGGCCUGCAUGUGCGUAUGUGUGAGACAGUCACCUCAUGAAGGAUGGCAGCUGUUAGAUUCUCUACAUGCCGUGGCUGAGCUCAGUGGCUUGGCCCAGGGCUGCCACCUCCUUACAGCACAGCACGCUCAGAGGCUGGCUGUGGAAGUGCUCCAGCAGAGCCAACUGGUAAGGGGGCCCCCAUGGUCAACACACAAACCUGAGAACAAGCAAUGCAAAACAUAAGGUAACUAUUCACAGGAAUAAUCCAAAAUAAUACAUCCAGCCCACAUCUCAAAGUUAGUCUUUGAAAGACAAUACAGAGCAAUCAACAUUGUGUUCAGUCAGUCAGUUAUUCCACUUCAACACAUUUGAACAGUUCUAAAACAGUCCCACCAACAAUCAGAGGGCAGUACUCACCUGCAGGCCUUUGAUGAAGUUGCGUACGGAGAAAUCGUGGUGGAGGAAGAUGCUGACCAGCACCUGCAGCACCUUGCCACUGGGCUUAACAGGAAACAGUGGGGUCAGGAUUACCUUGGGACACAGAUGGGAAAGCAAUACUCACACUGAAGUCAGAAUUCUAACUUGAGAUAGACAUGUGUAACAAAACAAAAAAUCAUGUCAUCAAUGGGGAUCAAGAGUGAAAAUCUGUUAUGUACGUUGAUCUCUAGUUGGUAUUCAACUGCACCUUUAGAACCCUAUUGGGUUUAGGAAUAGGGCACAGGAGCAUGAUCACUGUGUCCAAUACAACUACAUCAAAGUGAAUGGAUGAAUCCAUGGUAGCUACAGACCUACCUUGUCUAUGACAGUUGUUACGGAUACAAGUGUUCUGUGUGUAUCCUGUGUGUAUUUCUUUUCUCUCCUUCUCCCCUACUCACAGGUGACAAUAAUCA
Messenger RNA from Salvelinus namaycush (lake trout), 3321 nucleotides. RefSeq names its product akirin-2-like. Lineage: Eukaryota; Metazoa; Chordata; Actinopteri; Salmoniformes; Salmonidae. The transcript has 5 exons. Gene Ontology annotation, biological process: positive regulation of innate immune response; positive regulation of transcription by RNA polymerase II. The record is from RefSeq and is a predicted model, not a curated record. Bases 479 to 1021 code for a protein of 180 amino acids. Gene Ontology annotation, cellular component: nucleus; chromatin. Gene Ontology annotation, molecular function: transcription coregulator activity.